Canariomyces notabilis is the source of this 2643-nucleotide messenger RNA. Its product is annotated as ATP-dependent RNA helicase dbp-7. The transcript has 2 exons. Gene Ontology annotation, cellular component: nucleus. Gene Ontology annotation, molecular function: ATP binding; nucleic acid binding. The record is from RefSeq and is a predicted model, not a curated record. Lineage: Eukaryota; Fungi; Ascomycota; Sordariomycetes; Sordariales; Chaetomiaceae. Gene Ontology annotation, biological process: ribosome biogenesis. The coding region runs from base 146 to 2545 and encodes 799 amino acids.
GUGAGGCGGCCUGCUGCCGCCAAGCCCGUGAGCCCCACCGAGUUUCUACAGGACAUUGUGAGGGGGACUUGCCUUGCUCCUCAACUUUUUUCUGCCGGUCACAACGUCAACCCACAGCACGUGCCCGAUCACCACCAAAACAACCAUGGCCGACGAUGGCAUGCUCCUCAAUUUCGAACUUGGUGACGGGCCAUUGAAUAAACAAGUCAAGUUUAAAGGCGGCCGCUGGAGAGAUCGGCUCAAGGCGCAGAGGAGUGCAAAACAUGCGCAGCAAAAUGGCACUUCAUCAGCCCCGUCAAGACGCCCACCAACCGGCGACGACGACUCGACUAGACCAACGAAAAGGCAGAGGGUAGAGGACGGCGAGUCAGCUAGACAUGCAAAGGUGCCAAAGACGGGUGAUGGAAGCUCUUGGACACCCAGCCAUGCCAUGAAGACGGGACAGAUCACGUCGAGCCUCUUUACGUCGAACCCUGCGCCUGUCACGGCCUUCAACGAACAACCGGCCGAGGAAACCGAGCCCGCAAAGCCAUCAAAUGCACCGCUGUCCGAAGAGGCUGAAAAUUUCCACAGUCUGGGUCUAUCUCGUCGGGUUGCCCAGCAUCUGACAACAAAGCUCGAGAUGAAGGCGCCGACAGCGAUACAGAAGAACACAAUCCCACAGUUGAUAAAAGAGGACAGUGAUGCAUUUCUGCAGGCCGAAACUGGCUCGGGGAAAACACUCGCUUAUCUGUUACCAAUUGUUCACCGUAUAAUGGCUCUGAGCCUGAAUGAGGACGGAACUGCCAAGGAAACCAAGGUGCACCGGAACUCUGGCCUCUUUGCAAUCAUUCUAGCCCCCACCCGUGAGCUGUGCAAGCAGAUUGCUGUUGUCUUGGAGAAGGUGCUGCGUUGCGCGCCAUGGCUCGUCUGCACCACCGUCAUCGGAGGCGAGAGCAAGAAGUCAGAAAAGGCCCGGAUACGUAAAGGAGUCAACAUCCUGAUCGCGACCCCUGGUCGAUUGACAGAUCACCUGGACCACACGAAAGUACUCGACGUCGGCACGGUCCGAUGGCUGGUGCUAGACGAGGGCGAUCGGAUGAUGGAGAUGGGUUUCGAGGAGGAUAUUCGGACAAUAGUCGGGAAGAUCAGGGCGGACAAACUACAGAAACGAAAUUCUGAGGGCGUUGUACUGGAUGGCAUCCUCCCCUCCCGCAGGGUCACUGUUCUAUGCUCAGCAACCAUGAAGAUGAACGUGCAGAGGUUGGGCGAGAUUAGCUUGGAGGAUGCCGUCCACAUAACAGCGUCCAAGUCCGAGAUGGAGAAAGACGCCGCCGCGGGCAAUCAGGCCGCGUUCACCGCUCCCUCGCAGCUGAAACAGUCUUGCAUCAUUGUGCCGGCCAAGUUACGCUUGGUUACGCUAGUAGCUCUACUGAAGUCAACUUUUGCGAGACGGGGCUCGGUAAUGAAGGCCAUCAUCUUCAUUUCGUGCGCCGAUUCCGUCGACUUUCACUACGAACUACUCAGGGACACCGAGGUCCUCGAACUACCCACCCCCGAGUCAUCGCCUACCAAGGCAGGUGCCAGCAACCAUACAGCAUCGACUGUAGCUCCAGCCGCCUACGUAACCUCGCCAGCAAACCCAAGGGUCAUUCUCCACAAGCUCCACGGCUCCCUGGCACAACCGGUGCGCUCCUCCACCUUAAACGCCUUCGCUAAGUGCAAAGACCCAGCAGUCCUCAUUACUACAGACAUCGCCUCCCGCGGCCUUGAUGUUCCCGCUGUCGAUCUCGUGAUAGAGUACGACCCAGCGUUUGCGGUCCCCGACCAUGUGCACCGCAUCGGUCGGACAGCCCGCGCCGGUCGCUCUGGUAAAGCAGUCCUCUUUCUUCUCCCUGGCUGCGAAGAAGGUUACACUGCAAUCCUCCCAGCGUCGACCCCAAUCACGCCGCAACUCUACGAAUCCGUAUUGCAAAAAGGCCUCAUCACAACGGUCAACCUCCCCUCGGGACACACCACACCUGAAUCCACGCAAAAGCAAACCUGGACGUCACGCGCCGAGGCGCUGCAAUUGCACUUUGAACAGCGGCUGCUCGCCCCGCUUCAAUCUAGCGCGCAAGAGGACGGCGCGGAGGAGACGCCGCGGAAAUCCAAGCCGAAGGGCAAAAGCGGCAGCUGGCCGUCAAAGGCUACAAAACCAAAGGACAACCCCCUUCUUGAUUCCGCCAGGCAAGCAUUCCGCUCCCAUAUACGCGCAUAUGCGACACAUGUGCGCGAGGAGCGGGUCUACUUUGACAUCACCCAACUGCAUCUGGGACACAUGGCAAAAGCCUUUGGACUGCGUGAGGCGCCGGGGGGAAUUGGAGGGGGUGUUUCAAGACGGGUGCACAAGCCUGCUGCAGCCACUAAUAGUGCGAGCAAGGGUGGCCAAAAGGGGGGCAAAGCUGGCGGGAUGGGUAAGGACGAUGACGAUGAGGUGGGUGUGGUGGAUGAUGACGCUGCACGGAGAAUGAAGGAGAAGAUGAUGAUGGUCAUGAACGCUUCGAGCGAGUUCAAUAUUGGAUGAUUAUUGUAGGUGCGCAUGCUGGUUUUUUGGUCCCAGACGACGCCGUCAGACAAGAACAGCCAUGCCCAUCGCAUUCCGACCCGCCACGCCACCCAGUC